CUCCCGCCUGGUGCAUUUUUGACACUCAAACUGACAAGCACAAACUACAAACUACAAGUAGAACAACCUUUUCGGCGACGAUAUUUCUAUUCGCAGCAUCGCAUCCAUUACGUCUUCCUCGUUCGAAUUCUUCCUCCGGAUCCCUCUUCCGGGGUGCGCAUUGGCUGUACCGCUGCGUGCGAUGAAGGCCACUGCUCCGUUUUUCCCUGGCUCGCGCUUCACAACACCUUGACUUGAUAUGCUCAUUUACCUUCGCCUUUCUGGCCCGCAGCUUCACCCUCGACAUAAACCAUGCUAGCGACCUCUCCGUCGCCUUCUCUAUCCGCGUGUCACCACGAUCCUACAGCCUUCUCUCCGCGGCAUGCGGCGCAGUAUGAGCAAUCUUCCUAUGCUGCAAAGUCUGCCUCUGCCUCCGCCUCCCGCUCCUCGCUGAACGAUCAGUCGGCUUCUUCUUCUCCUCCUCCCGCUCCUCGAAAGUCUCUCUUCACUCCUCCCGACACCUCGUCCAGACCUCGUCGAUACCCUAGCUCGAGAUCUCUCGACAACUACGCCGCCCCUCCACCCCCACGUGCUACAAUGGUGGACGCUGGCACGCAAUACUCCCCGCCCGGACCAAAAGCGCCCUCACCACCGAGCACGCAUGUUCCUACGCCCACGAUAGCACACCUGCAACUCUCGGAAAAAGAAGAACUGAGAUCUCGAGCCCUGGGCCGGGAUGAUCGAGCCGCCCCACAAAGAAACACUUCUACACGACCACCAGAUGCUACCUCCUCUCUCCCCAAACCAAGCGGCACGCCUGGGCAAGGCGCACUGUCACAGGGCAAGCGGUCUGCAGACGGUCCUGCCGCUCAAAGCCCUCCUGCCGCUGCCAAUGGCGACGUGCUACCCACCACAGACGUACAGUCCCCCGUGAAGAAACACCGCCCAGAUGCCCCUCCAGCACGCAUCAUGCCCCUUCUCUACCAGAAUUGCAACACCCGCGAUCUCGUCGUCCUGAUAUCGUCCAUGCUCAUGGAACUGAUACGGUACAACGACGCCAUCCCCCUGCGUGAAGGACAACUCACCCGCUUCCACUCCCGAGCACCCCCUGGCAUUUCCGUCCUCGACUACCUACAACGUCUGACCACACACGCGACACUAUCUCCACCCAUCUUACUCAGCGUGGUAUACUAUAUCGACCGAUUGUGUGCCUUAUACCCGGCCUUCACCAUCAGCAGUCUGACCGUGCAUCGUUUCCUCAUCACGAGUGCCACGGUGGCGAGUAAAGGAUUGAGCGACUCGUUCUGGACGAACAAGACGUACGCCAGGGUGGGCGGAGUGAGCAUGAAAGAGCUGGCCUUGCUGGAACUGGAGUUUCUCACUAGAAUGGAGUGGCGCAUCGUCCCCAAGCCGGAGGUCCUGGUGGAUUACUACAAGUCGUUAAUCGAGAGGAGUGAUCAAUAUCAAUUAGAGGAUGAAUGAGUUGGGCUGGGGAGGAAGAGGAAGGGACGUCCUGUCGGGCUGUUCACCUCUACAUGAACAUGCGCACAUUGGCCACACCUUUUUACCUUUACGACUUGUCUAUCCCCCCGUGGCCUUGUUUUUACGUUACGAAUUUUAUGAUGAUAAUACCACGAGCACAAAUCCAAAAGGUUUUGCACUGCAUCCAGCCAGACUAGCUAGCGUUACGGAUUAGGC
This is a messenger RNA of Exophiala oligosperma, 1677 nucleotides long. RefSeq lists its product as uncharacterized. The transcript has a single exon. Gene Ontology annotation, biological process: regulation of cyclin-dependent protein serine/threonine kinase activity. NCBI's taxonomy places the organism in Eukaryota, Fungi, Ascomycota, Eurotiomycetes, Chaetothyriales, Herpotrichiellaceae. Gene Ontology annotation, cellular component: nucleus; cyclin-dependent protein kinase holoenzyme complex. The record is from RefSeq and is a predicted model, not a curated record. Gene Ontology annotation, molecular function: protein kinase binding; cyclin-dependent protein serine/threonine kinase regulator activity. The coding region runs from base 292 to 1461 and encodes 389 amino acids.